Molecule: messenger RNA, 1857 nt
Organism: Ustilaginoidea virens
Lineage: Eukaryota; Fungi; Ascomycota; Sordariomycetes; Hypocreales; Clavicipitaceae
Exons: 2
Coding region: 1-1857 (618 amino acids)
Biological process (GO): heme biosynthetic process
Cellular component (GO): mitochondrion
Molecular function (GO): pyridoxal phosphate binding; 5-aminolevulinate synthase activity
Source: RefSeq, a predicted model, not a curated record
AUGGCCAUGAUGGAUGCCGCUCUCCGCCAGUCCAAGACUGUGUGCCCUUUUCUCAAGACCGCUUCGCCAGCCACGCUCCGUGCCCUCUCGACCGCGGCUCGUUCCAAGCCGUCACCAUGCGGAGGCACCAUGUCCAAGCUUCAGGUGUUUGCUCACCGCUGCCCCGUCAUGGGCAAGGCUAUUGCUAUUCAGUCAGCCAGAGCUGGUGUUGCCGGUGCUGGCUUGCGUGCCUUUGCCAGCCAGGUCAGGGCUGACAGGGCUGACAGGGCUGACAGGGUUGACAGGGCCGCCAGGGCUCGCUUUCACACCACUCGUGUCCACGAGGCCAGGACUGUGGACGCACCAAUUCUCGAGGGCCGUAACGAUGGACGGGCGCACCCAAGCUCGAUCGGCAAAUUCGACUACGAGGGCUUCUACACGUCCGAGCUGGAAAAGAAACACAAGGACAAGUCCUACCGGUACUUCAACAACAUCAACCGCCUCGCCAAGGAGUUUCCGCGUGCCCACAUGGCGGACCAAGACGAUCGCGUCACCGUAUGGUGCGCAAACGACUACCUCGGAAUGGGUCGAAACAAACGAGUCCUGAGCAAGAUGAAGGAGACGCUGGAUCAGUACGGCGCUGGCGCUGGCGGAACCCGAAACAUCUCUGGCCACAACAAGCACGCCGUCCAACUCGAGGGCACCCUGGCCAAGCUUCACGCCAAAGAGGCGGCGCUGGUCUUUAGCUCCUGUUACGUGGCCAACGAUGCGACGCUGGCGACGCUUGGAAGCAAGAUGCCCGACUGCGUCAUCCUGUCCGACAGCUUGAACCACGCGUCCAUGAUUCAGGGCAUCCGCCAUUCGGGCACCAAGAAGAUCGUGUUCAAGCAUAACGACGUCGCGGAUCUCGAGGCCAAGCUGGCGUCGCUCCCUCUCCACGUGCCGAAAAUCAUUGCUUUCGAAUCCGUGUACAGCAUGUGUGGCUCCGUCGGCCCCAUCGAGGCCAUUUGCGACCUGGCCGACAAGUAUGGGGCCAUUACGUUUCUGGACGAAGUUCAUGCCGUGGGCAUGUACGGGCCGCACGGGGCCGGCGUGGCCGAGCACCUUGAUUGGGAGGCUCACGCCAGGGGAUCGCCUCGCAACACCAUCAUGGACCGCAUCGACAUCAUUACCGGCACUCUCGGCAAGGCGUAUGGCUGCGUCGGCGGCUACAUUGCCGGCAGCGGCAAGCUGGUCGACAUGAUUCGUUCCCUGGCACCCGGCUUCAUCUUCACCACGUCGCUGCCGCCCGCCACCAUGGCCGGAGCCAGGGUGUCCAUCGAAUAUCAGAUGGAGUACGACGGCGACCGAAAGCUGCAGCAGCUACACACGCGUGCUGUCAAGGAGGAGCUCAGCAGCCGGGACAUUCCCGUCAUCCCCAACCCUUCGCACAUUAUUCCGAUUCUUGUCGGCAAUGCCGAGCUGGCCAAGGCCGCGUCCGACAUGCUUCUGCAGGACCAUCAGAUUUACGUGCAGUCCAUCAACUACCCGACCGUCCCCGUGGGACAGGAGCGACUGCGUGUCACACCCACUCCGGGGCACACCAAGGAGUACCGUGACGAGCUGGUGGAAGCCGUGGACCAGAUAUGGACUCGCCUGGGAAUCAAGCGCACCUCGCAGUGGGCCGCCGAGGGCGGUUUCAUCGGAGUGGGUGAGCACGGCAAGGUGGAGCAGCCUCUGUGGACAAACAGGCAGUUGGGAAUCGAGCAGGCGGCCAAGGAGAUGAUGGCUGCUGGAUGUUGCAGCAGCAGUGGCGGCUUCACUGAAGCUCUGCUCGAGCGCGAAGUGAUUCGUACUACCAGCGCUCCUGGCGUAGCUCCUGGCGUAGCAGCACACUAA